UGCAAUCCCAGCAGCAGUGACAGGUCCCAGGUGCCACAGUGUCAGACCCAGCCUCUGCUGCACCUGCCCAGCCUUGCUCCUCGCUUUGCUGCAGGAACUGAGGCACUGGGCAAAUUAAUCCUUUCUCAUCCUUGCCAGCAGAUCAGCCCUCAGAUAGCCCAGGGUAGCUCCUCACCACUCAGGGAAUGACAUUCCAGUAUCUGCUCUCUUCCCACAACCCUUCUGCAGGAAGGGCAGACCAUCACGAAGGUUUACUGAACCAUCACUUUGUCUUUUUGGCCCUGGAAAAGUUCCCCAAACUGUAUCCAACUCAGGAGAGACUGACUGAAAAUACACAUAAAUACUGAGAUACACAGACAGAAACAAUUCUCAGUGCUGCAGUUUGGGGUUAAAAACCCCACAAGUAUAGGAAGAUCAGUUUGCAUGAGCAGAGCACUGUAAAAUGAAUCAGUGUUUGCUCACAGCUGGACACAGGAUCGUUCCAGAUUAUGAAGCUUUGCAAACAUUUUGACAAAUAUGGUCUGAACUUUCAGUUUAUGACUAAACCUAAAACCAGACAUUCUUCAUCUGUUCCUCCACAAAACUCUAGUGCAGGGUUUGUAAAUUCCUCUGGACUCUCAACUACAACCAGGGGCCACCAGCUGGAGUUUCAGUUUUGCUGUCACCUCACCCCCAGCACGGUGUCAGAUCUUUUCUCAUGCUUUCCCAAACCAACCAACCAACCAAAAAAAGAAAGAUUUCCCCAACUUUCCUAAUGUGCAAAUUUAUUUUUAAUAGUGCUUGGAAAAUAUCCAAAGAUCCAGAAUUCAUUCUGAAUGAAUCUUCAAAUCUGCCAACUAAGGUGUAACUAAAACAAACACCACGAGAUUCUCAGAACCCAGAAUUUCAUUCAAGAACAUCAAAAUUAAUGAGGAUGAACUACAUUGGGAAAUCCUGAUUUCAGAUGGGUUUUAAACAUGAGACAUGCAGGAAAGCAGGGUUUCAGAGCUAUGAAAACACAAGCAAAGGAAAAGCCACUGAUGUCACAGCCGCAGCCCCCACAUGCCUCUCCCAGGAACAGGAAAGGGCUCUGGGCUGCUCCCCGAGCACGCACUUCUCCCCGUCACUGCCCUUUUGGGUCCCUUCACGUGAUGCAUCUUUGAAGGCUCAGUUCAAGUGCGUCAGUGACAGCUCUGGAACCCACAGCCACGUCGGCAGCGGGGCAGGUCGCACAGCUCGGCCGGGACAGCGGGCACGGGCACCCAGGGCUCUGCAGACCAUGCUCAGCACACCCCAGGCCACCAGCACAGGUCCUUGAUAUCUCCUGCCAGCAAAGCCAGCUCACACGAGGAGUUUACAAUGUCAAGCAACGCUUCUGAAUGUCAUCUCUAUGAACAAAUGGAACCUUUUACCUAUUUUUACUACUUGAUUUUUCUCGUGGGAAUUAUUGGAAGCUGUUUUGCACUGUGGGCGUUCACACAGAAGGACCAGAAACCAAGGUCUGUGAGCAUCUACUUGAUCAACCUCCUCACUGCAGACUUCCUGCUGACUUUGGCACUGCCAGUGAAGAUUAUUGUUGACCUGGGAAUUGCCCCCUGGAAUCUGAGGAUAUUCCACUGCCAAGUCACGGCCUGCUGCAUCUACAUAAACAUGUAUUUAUCAAUCAUAUUCCUGGGCUUCGUGAGCAUGGACCGCUGCCUGCGGCUGACGCACAGCUCCAAGGUGUUCCGCAUCCAGGAGCCCGGCUUUGCCAAGACGCUGUGCGCCGUGGUGUGGGCCAUGGUGCUGCUCAUCACCGUGCCCAACAUGGCCAUUCCCAUCCGACACGUGGAGGAGAGGCCCGGCGUGGGCUGCAUCGACUUCAAAACCAAACUGGGGCGCGACUGGCACGUGUUCACCAACUUCAUCUGCACGGCGAUCUUCCUCAACUUCUCGGCGCUGAUGCUGGUGUCCAACGCGCUGCUGGGCCGGCAGCUGUGGCGGCGCUGGCACGGCCAGGGCAGCGCUCGGGCGCGCCGGGCGCUGGCACAGGUGCUGCUGGUGACGGGCGCGCACCUGCUGUGCUUCGUGCCCUACCACGCCGUGCGCAUCCCCUACACGCUGAGCCAGGGCAGCGCGGGCACCGCCUGCGCCCUGCGCCGCGCGCUCUUCGCCGCCAAGGAGGGCACGCUGCUGCUCGCCGUGUCCAACCUCUGCUUCGACCCCAUCCUCUACUACCACCUCUCCAGGUCCUUCCGGGCCAAGUUCACCGAGGCGUUUGCGGCCCCCAGGGAGAUGAAGGCGCUCAUGGCCCCGGAGGGGCAGCACAGCAGCGAGCAGCAGAGCUGCAGCCCUGCCCGCACAGCACCAGAGCAGAGCUGCAAGACCGGCAAGUUCAAGAGUCUCACCGACCAUUCUAAACCUUAA
Messenger RNA from Catharus ustulatus (Swainson's thrush), 2385 nucleotides. RefSeq names its product G protein-coupled receptor 171 (gene GPR171). Gene Ontology annotation, molecular function: G protein-coupled purinergic nucleotide receptor activity. NCBI's taxonomy places the organism in Eukaryota, Metazoa, Chordata, Aves, Passeriformes, Turdidae. The transcript is spliced from 3 exons. Bases 1339 to 2385 code for a protein of 348 amino acids. Gene Ontology annotation, cellular component: membrane. The record is from RefSeq and is a predicted model, not a curated record. Gene Ontology annotation, biological process: G protein-coupled receptor signaling pathway.